This is a messenger RNA of Cornus florida, 2012 nucleotides long. RefSeq names its product cytochrome P450 71D11-like. Gene Ontology annotation, molecular function: monooxygenase activity; oxidoreductase activity, acting on paired donors, with incorporation or reduction of molecular oxygen; iron ion binding. The record is from RefSeq and is a predicted model, not a curated record. The transcript is spliced from 3 exons. The coding region runs from base 166 to 1683 and encodes 505 amino acids. Lineage: Eukaryota; Viridiplantae; Streptophyta; Magnoliopsida; Cornales; Cornaceae.
AAUACAGGGCAAAGUUCUCUCUCCGUUCACGCUUUUUGUUAUGUGUAUCAUUUUUUCAGUGUUUCUCCACUCAACACCGGAAGAGGCAUGGUAACUAGAGCUCCAACUCAUUAGAACUAUACUCCCAACACUAACUUCAAGGCUCCACAGCAAGCAUAAAUCUGGAUGAUGAUGGAGCUCCCAUUCCUCUCCUUCCCAAUUCUGUUCACAUUCCUGCUGUUUCUGUUCAUGGUAUUGAAAGCCAAGGUCAGUUCAGCUCCAAAACUGCCUCCUGGGCCGUGGAAGCUGCCUCUAAUUGGAAACAUUCACCAAUUUGUUGGAUCUAUACCCCAUCGCCGCCUAAGAGAUUUGGCCAUGAAACAUGGACCUCUGAUGCACCUGCAACUUGGACAACUUCCUAUUGUUGUCAUUUCUUCAGCAGAAUUUGCCCAACAAGUGAUGAAAAAACAUGACAUCGUCUUUGCUAGCAGGCCUUUUAUUCUUUCUACAAGUAUCAUAUCCGAGAAUGACAUUGCCUUUGCACCUUAUGGGGAUCACUGGAGACAACUUCGAAAACUUUGCAUACUAGAGCUCUUAAGUGUCAAGCGUGUCCAAUCAUUCCGACCCAUCAGGGAAGAAGAGACCUCCAAUUUGAUCAAAUCUAUUUUGACCCAUACAGGAUCCCUCGUCAAUCUAACUGAAAAGUUUUUCUCCAUGACAUACAGCAUCACUGCAAAGGCGGCCAUUGGUAAGAAAUUCCACGGGCAAAAAGAAUUCAUAUCACUUGUCAAGGAAACCAUAGAGUUAGGAGGAGGUCUCAAUAUUGCUGAUCUCUAUCCGUCAUUUAAAAUGCUGGCUUUAAUAACCGGACUGAGGCCUAGAAUUGAGAAGAUUCAUCGGAAUAUUGAUAGGACGUUGACCAAUAUCAUUGAUGAACAUAAAGCUAGGAAGGUGGCAGCACAGACCGGUGACGGUGAAGCUGAUCAAGAAGACCUGGUAGAUGUUCUUCUAAGACUUCAGAAGGAGGGUAAUCUUGAGAUCCCCUUAACUAUGACAACCGUCAAGUCAGUCAUCUUGGACAUGUUCAUUGGUGGGAUCGAGACAUCAUCUAAUACUCUAGGCUGGAUAAUUGCAGAAAUGCUGAAAAACCCAAGAGUGAUGAAAAAGGCACAAGCUGAGGUGAGACAAAUUUUAUGUAAAAAAGGAAACAUUCUUAAUGAAGAUGACCUCCAUGAAUUGAGUUACUUAAAGUUAGUUAUCAAAGAAGCUCUGAGAUUACACCCUCCUCUCCCUUUAUUAGUUCCAAGAGAGAGCAGAGAGAGAUCUGAAAUCAAUGGAUAUGAGAUACCUGCAAAAACUCAAGUCUUUGUCAAUGUAUUUGCAAUUAAUAAAGAUCCCGAAAAUUGGAGUGAUCCAGAGAGCUUUGUUCCAGAGAGAUUCUUUGAUAGUUCAAUUGAUUACAAGGGGACACAUUUUCAAUAUCUACCAUUUGGUGCUGGGAGGAGAAUAUGUCCUGGCAUGUCGUUCGGUUUAGCUAAUGUUGAGCUUCCACUUGCAAAUUUGUUGUAUCACUUUGACUGGAAACUUCCUGAGGGAGAGAAGCCAGAAGAUUUAGACAUGACUGAGGUAUUUGGUGCAGCCGUUAGCAGGAAAAGAGAUCUGUGUGUUAUUCCUACCGCUUAUCAUCAUUCAACUGGUGAAUAAGAGAUUAAGACAAGAAGGUAUAUAGCGAGUAAAUAUUCGGUGCACCGAGCACCGGACGCUGAAUAUUUAUUCGUAGAAAGUAGUGGAUGUUUAUUAUUCAAUUUCUAGUUUUAGUUUGAUCCCAUAAUGUUAAUUAGUUUAUAUAUAUAUAUUAAUAAUUUAAUCUUAUGUCAUAUUUUGUAUAACAAUAAUGUUGAAAGGUAAAAUAAGAGAGCUUGUCGCUUUUGGCUCAAAAGAAUAUUAUUCUACCCUAAUAAAGAGAGCACGUGCAACUUCUCAAGUGGAUUACCUCAUUAUAAAUCUUCUCUUAACCUUAAUAAAGAGAGUUC